AUGCUAGUAGAGAACUGCGCAAAGCUGGGACCAGAAAAGAUUCCAACAGAUACCAGGGCAAACCGAAAAGAUUCCAGCAGAAGAAAUCAGGGCGAUUCCAGCAGGCCCGAUAGAGCUCAACAAAAGUUGAAGGCUGCAGGCAUGCUGGAUCAUGAAGAGGGCGGACAAAAGAAGGAUCUGGAAUCAAAGCCCAUUGAGGAUACUGCCGGCGAAGGAGCCAAAAUAAAUAUCAACAAAGGCGGUGAGGUAUUGCUUGAAGCCGUAGCUGUGGACAAAAACGCAGGAAAAGCUCCAGUCGAUGCAAUGGAGGACGCUUCCACUACAACCAAAGGCGUGGUCUCCCCAGCACCAGCACCAGUACCUAACGGUACCGGAGGCCCACCAGACACCACUCCUCAUAAUGAAGAAGACAAGCAACCCAAAUCCAAAGAAAAACCAUUUUAUUGCAAAGGCUGGUUCUGGGUUGUCGUCCUACUAAUCUUGGUUGGAGGAGCUGUCGCCAUCUUUUUUGGGACGCGAAUCAAUGACACCACUGCCGCUGUUCCUGAGUCAGAGACUGUUUCUGGAACUGAUCCCGAUCCAACAGAGUCUGUGCCAACAAUGGCACCUGUAUCCAGCAGUCCCUCUGGAUCACCGUCCAGCACGCCAAGCAGCCUAGUCUUGUUGGAUCUUCCUCCUUCAUCAGAAGACUGCGCCGCAAUUGCCAACGGAGAAGUGGUGCCUGGGCAAGACAAUACCGUAUUGCAAAGCUACCAGGUGCAAAUGGAUGUUGUGCUAGACUCUGAAUAUCCCGAUGACACCACGGCCCAGGAGUUGGAAGAGAAAAUCCAAGCUCUUUUCAUGCCAGAACUCGCUGGGUGUCCAAUCAACACUGAAAGACGCAUGCUGAGGACUCUGUCCGGGCAAGAAAAUCUAUCUCGUCAGAGCAGUUCUUCCUCGGAUAAUGUGAAGAUUGAGUCUGCUACAACAUUUACCUUGACAAAUAUGAUUAUUCAGGUGUUUGGACCAGAACCAGAGUUGGUUACAAAGCUUGGCUUGCCCCAACCAUUCAAGCAAGCACUCAUUGUUUCCAUGGGGGCUACGGGCACAGGUCCUGCACCUCCUGUUCCCCCGUCAGACUCUUCGGCCACUCCCAGUGCAAGUCCAUCCAGUGCUCCUAGUGCAUCUGCUUUCAGCAAUCCCACCCAAGCUCCUGCUUCAUUUCCGACCACUGAUGAGCCAACGUUGAUGCCUAGUUCGCUUCCAUCGGCUCUACCUACUCCUGAUAUUACUAUCAAUGUGACACCUGGCCCAACACCUGCUCCAACAUUUGUUCCUGUACUGGAUGCAACACCACUGCCACCAUCGCAACCAUCACAAGGUCCAACACAACUUCCAACACCACUGCGAACUAGACGUCCGGCACAACUGCCAUCAAUUGCACUUUCAUCUUUACCCAGCCCUGGGCCUUCUAGUGCGCCUUCGGCUUUUGAUGGACUGGGUGUUCCGAUUGUGGCUGAUUGGGACAACGGACUGACUGCAGAAGAGGAUAUUGGUAGAUACUUUCUUUACCUCCGCCAGCAUUGGCAAGUGAUAUUUGGGUCCUUGUCGCCCUCGGGAGGAUUGGCAACAUAUGGAGUGGAACAAAAACAAAACGGUCAAGUCAUUUGGCAAGGAACCGUCGGAGUGUGGACAUUUGAUGCUUCCCCACAGCCCCGCGCUGGUGCUCCUGAUGGGUAUGAGGUUGGGAGAGUCAACGCGAUUAGGAGUGCUGCUGAUGGACAAUGGCAAACUGGUGAUGUCAUUGUUCCUUCACCCUGUUUUCAAACCAACACUGAGCUAUCUGAUGCAGUAGGUGACUGGUUUGAUACCCCAGAAUUAAAGGGAUCAGUUGAAGACCAAUAUGGCCCAAUCGCAGACUGGUGUUUUGGUGCAGGUGUUACAAGCAUGCAGGACCUGUUCUUUGAACAUUCUACUUUCAAUGAGGAUAUUGGAAACUGGGACGUGUCAUCUAUAACAAAUAUGGAUCAGAUGUUCCGGGGUGCGAGUGUCUUCAACCAGGACUUGUCAUCAUGGGAUGUUUCUUCUGCUACAUCUAUGGCCAGUAUAAUCAACAGGGCAUCAGUCAAAUUUGCAGAGAAAUUCAAUCAAGACAUAUCAUCGUGGGAUGUUUCCAGAGUCACAAACUUACAAGUGACGUUCCAAGUAGCAGGGUCGUUCAACCAAGAUUUGUCGUCAUGGGAUGUUUCUUCUGUAACUGAUGUGGGUACCACCUUUCAAGGAGCAGUUGCAUUCAAUCAAGACAUAUCAUCAUGGGAUGUUUCCUCUGUAACUUCAAUGUAUCGAAUGUUCCGGGACGCCCUUGCCUUUGACCAAGACUACUG
Molecule: messenger RNA, 2363 nt
Organism: Cylindrotheca closterium
Lineage: Eukaryota; Bacillariophyta; Bacillariophyceae; Bacillariales; Bacillariaceae
Source: the annotation of a GenBank genome assembly